UUCAGAAACAAGACGCUUUUAUUGACACACACCAUGCUUCUUGCAGCAAACCCUAGCUGGGAGUCGAAAGCUGGCAUGCAGCAACUGGUCAGGCCGCUCCGCGCUGCUGCAAGGCAGUGGAGAUGUUCCAGAGUGCGUCCUUUACCAGAGGCAUCCCAUGGCGCGGCCUGGGCUGGUGUGUUGGCAGUUGUUGCUGCAAGACGUGCCUCCAGUACCCCAAGCACCUCCCGCCAUUCACAGGGACCUCUGGAGCCCGAGAUGACAGAGAGUGGUGCUCCAGAUAUAGCUGAGCAGGAUGUAGGCCAGCAAGCCGAAAGCGCGGAGAGGGUGGCCAAGUCCAUGAAGCUGUUGGACGAAUACAGCGAGGAGAUGCACCCCGGCCACAAGCCUGGACGCUUCGCGGAGGUGGGUCCUGAGUUUGACGGGAUGGAGUUUGAUGGCUUGAGGUGGAAGAUGCGAUCUGAAGGAGGGGAACCAUCGCAACCAUCCCAGAGCCAGGCGCUCAUGGCCCUCGGUGAGGAGGAUCGGAUGCUUGCCACCAAGUACGAAGCAGCAGGUGGUCUGGGGCUGUGCCUCAAUCGUGCGUGGAAGAUCCCGGAUCAGCUCCGGGCCGAAGCUCGAAGUCUGCUGCGCAGCGUUGCAGGCGAGCCCGAGGAUGGCGACGACGAGCUAAUAGCUGACACCAUGUUGGGCUCAGAGCGUGUAAAUGUACCCUGGGAUGAGCUCCAGAGCCAGCUGGGGGCAAAGGAGGUGGGUCCAGUAGAGAAAGCAGCUUUAUUGCUGCAUGCGGCCGACAUUGCUGAGGAGCGGGAGGCCGUCAUGCGGAACACUUGGAGUGACAUUGAGUUUGGUGGUGGCGAGAUGUCCAAUGCCGAACUUGUCGCACGACUGGAGCGGCAGUUUGCUGGGCAACUGGUGAAAUCAGCGGAGGUGCGAAUUCGUCACCGCCAGGAACAGCAGAAGAAGGGGACGUCAAAGCCACGGGAGACUGAGAUGCAGGAGCCAGCCGAGAAGGGGCCGAAGAAUGAUGGAAUCUUUGACAUGGUGCUCAAGGACUGCCAAGACGUCAGAGACUUGCAGCAGCGGCUUCCACCCUCGGAGCUCACCGCAACCUUGAAUGAGCCACGAAAUUUAGGUGUCGCAUUGGACCUCAUUGGAGUUUACCUCAAGAACUAUGAGAUUGACAAGUGCGACUAUGUCUUGGAGCGGAUAGUGCCAUUGGCGAGAAAACGUGGAGGCACCUGGCUGAUCAAGGCUUUGGACAAGCUCUGUGCUGUCCGAAUGAAACAGUUUCGUGCCUACGAUGCGUUAGUGGCCUUGAAGGAGAUUGAAGAGAACGUGCCCUUCCAACCAGAAGAAGGUUGGGAGUUCCACGACAUCAUGUACAGAAACUUUGCGUGGUGCUACUCCUCGCUGGAUGAAGCCGAGAAAUGCUUGGAAUAUACCCGAAAGAGUGUUGAGGUGAAGAAGGCCAAUGGCGUGCAACCCACUUGGUUUGACAUUUGGGACUUGGGAAAAGCUCAUGCGCGCCUGGGUCAAAAGACCCAGCAACGCGAAGAGAUGAAGAUAGGCUACGAACUCUGUGUGAAGGCAGGGGAAAUCCAUCGGACCGCAGAAGCCAGUGACCGGAUCAUGCUGGCCAAGAUCCUGUCAAAUGUGGGUGAAGUUGCCAUGGGCAUAGGUGACAGUCACUUCCUCGCAGAAGAGAAGGAGGAAGCUCGCCAGUGGUAUGAGAAGGCAGAGAAACCCUUGGGAGAGUCGUAUGAGCUGCAUGUCUCCUCUCUGGGGCCCAUGAAGCCUUUGGCCGGUUGGCAGGCGGGGACCAUGGCCCAUUGCAUGGUCCGGCUGGAGCGGUGGCCCGAGGCACGGGAAUACUUGGCCUUGGCCUUGCGUGUGGAAUGUACAAAGGAUUCCACCACCAACGGCAGCCUGAUCGAGUUGUUGGACCGCGUGGUGAGUUGUCACCAGGAGUUGGGCGACAUGCCUGGAAUGCUGGAGUAUGUGCCAGACCUAGAAGAAGCCAUGCGCGGACUCAAACAGCGAGGCUGGGAUCGCCGGGAGCGGGAUGUCUACGCUUUGUUGCUCCAGCGCAUCUCCACAGUGCUUCUCUUGGCGAGCGAGGGCACAGGCAAGCUGAUUGGCAAGGCGUUGCAGGUGCUUGAAGAGGCCGCCAACAACCUGCAGAUUUUCAUCGGCGAGGCUUCUCAAUUUGACGUGCCAGACAUGGAGGCAGAGGUUGAUGUUGAGCUCCCAAAGCCUUUUGAGGAUGAGAAAGCUCGAAUCAAGAAGAAAAAAUUUGGGCCGCAGGUCGACAACGCAGGUGAGCUUCUGGAGCAGAUCCGAACCAGCAUCAAGAUCUUGAAGGUAAGCCAGACUGGAGGAGGAGAAGAGGCACUGUGUCGUGAAAGCUCAAGGGUCCUCACCCAAGACAUCCAGAAUUCAGCUGGCAGGUUCAGGCUGCAGGCGGAUCUUCCACACCGUCUACACGCUUUGAGGAGCAAGUGCCGGAACCACCUCUGCAACCUGCAGAGCCUGCAUCUUCGCCAUCAUCACCUGCACAAGCUCCACUUCAACCUGAGUCUCCAGUAUCUGCAUCACGGCAGCCUGCAUCAGUCACGCCUGCAGAAGAGCCAGCCUUUCGGCGAGACGGGCUCAACUCGCUCCGAGGAGUGCUCCGAGAGGUCAGCCGAGCACGGUGACUCAGCCCUGGCUGUUUUGCCAGCCGUCUUACUUGCUUGGUCUCUCUGAGUGCGUGUGAUUCCUGGAAAACCGGAGAGUGCAACCUGUGCA
Durusdinium trenchii is the source of this 2790-nucleotide messenger RNA. NCBI's taxonomy places the organism in Eukaryota, Dinophyceae, Suessiales, Symbiodiniaceae. The record is from the annotation of a GenBank genome assembly.